GGGGAGGUUAUUGCUGAGUCACUCGAGGACACGCGGUGCCGCUAUUUCUCGGGUUUCUGUUAAAGUAGCUUAUGGGAGCAGAUCUUCCCGACAUGAAUAGGAUUCGGAUCCAUGUGUUGCCCACGAGCAGGGGCCGCUUGACUCCCGUGCCCAGGGCUCAGGAGGCUUUGUCCUGCUCUUUCACGCACCGCCCAUGCUCUCAGCCCCGCAUGGAGGGCUACGAGUACUGCAUCAAGCACAUCCUGGAAGACCGGCAAGCUCCUUUCAAGCAGUGCAGCUACGUGUCCACCAAGAACGGCAGACGCUGCACCAGUGCGGCACCCAAGCCCGAGAAAAAGGAUGGGGUUUCGUUCUGCGCAGAGCAUGCCCGCAGGAAUGCACUAGCACUUCAGGCUCAGAUGAAGAAGUCAAACCCUGGCCCAACCAGUGAGUCUCUGCUCUUCCAGUUGAGCUCCUAUGCCCGUAAUGAUCUUGGCUCUCAAGCUCAGGAAAACAACAGAAGUGAAGCCAGCAGGAUUCUUGAUGAGGACAGUCUCAGUGAUAGUGACCAGGACGCUUUAACAGUGGAUCAGACAUGGAGAGGUGAUCUUGACAGUGAAGCUGACAGCCUAGACAGUGACCAGGAGGACCCUUUGAAGCAUGCUGGGGUGUACACAGCGGAAGAGGUGACUCUAAUAAUGCGGGAGAAGCUGAUUCGUCUGCAGUCUCUCUAUAUUGAUCAGUUCAAGCGAUUGCAACAUUUACUGAAAGAAAAGAGAAGGAAUUAUUUACACAGUCUGAAGACAGAACAGGAAACAAUUGGGAACAAUCUUCUCACGGGCCCAGAAGGCCUUUCCCCCAAGGAGCGUGAUAGCCUUAAGAGGCUGAAAGCAUUGCGACGAUACAGAAGGCGCUUUGGUGUAGAAGCACUACUUCAUCGACAGCUGAAGGAGCGCCGCAUACUCGCCACUGAAGGUGCAUCACAGCAGGCUCACACAACACGGUCUAGUCAGCGUUGCCUGGCCUUUGUUGAUGAUGUACGCUGCUCUAAUCCAAGCCUCCCCAUGGCCAGGCACUGUUUGUCCCAUAUCUGCCAAGACAGCAAUCAGGUCUUGUUUAAGCUGUGUGCGGGCUCAGAAGAGGUUCCUUGUAACAAACCUCAACCUGUCAGCCUUUCUGAGGAUCCCCGCUGUCCUCUACAUUACCCGUUACCAUCGCCUAUGUACAAGUCGGAACCAGCAUUAACAGUCCCAGUGCCGAUGGAUGUGGCUCCAGUAGAGCUUUAUUUGAGCACUGCUGAGUUGCAGCCUACUGAAAACUUGCCACUCGAAUUCAGUGAUGACCUUGAUGUUGUUGGGGAUGGAAUGCAGUGUCCCCCAUCUCCAUUGCUUUUUGACCCUUCUGCUGAACAACCUUUCAAGGACAUUUCAAGGACACCACUUGACGUAGCUGCUGAUGAAUCCCAAAGGGCCACUGGGAGCCAACCUCUGUUGACAGCAGAGUCCUUAGUAGGAGCGGCAGGCCAGAGUCAGUUGCAAGCCGUGGGGUUGUCCUCUUCUGUGCUUACAGACCCUUCAGAUGAAAGCCUGGUGUCACCGGCAGUGUCUACACCUAAUGGCAACAUAGAUUCCCAGUCUUUCACCUGAGUCGGAUACAUCAAUGAAACCAUACCCUAUACUGUUCCUUUCCUAACAUCAUUUGGAAUAAAUCCCAAGGUCUGUCAAAUGUACCGGCUUUAAAACGUCAUCUAAAGCCCCUGUGAACUCUAGCAGCUAUAACUUACAAGCUUUUGUAAUCCUCUAAUGAUAGGCUGCAGUCAUAUUUGCAUGUGUUACUGAAUUUUAGGUAACUGUUACCUAAUGUCAAUUUGUUACAAAAUCUAUUAAAAGCUAUGUGUAAAAAGUU
Molecule: messenger RNA, 1884 nt
Organism: Spea bombifrons (plains spadefoot toad)
Lineage: Eukaryota; Metazoa; Chordata; Amphibia; Anura; Pelobatidae
Gene: KANSL2
Product: KAT8 regulatory NSL complex subunit 2
Exons: 10
Coding region: 72-1625 (517 amino acids)
Cellular component (GO): NSL complex
Source: RefSeq, a predicted model, not a curated record